CAAGACAAGACACCAGAACUCUUUAGUCUUCUCUUCUCUUCCCACUUGUAUCUGAUCUUUUUUGUGUACACAUUUGAGUUAUGAGUCAAAUACAGUGAGCUGAAGAACUUCAAUUUUGGAUUUGAAUGAGCCAAAAUUUGAGUUGCAACUUGCAUGCAUGUAUGUUUUUUUUUUUUUUUUUGAAAGUAGCAUGCAUGUAUGUUCUUUAUUGCCCAUGUUGAUUUUCUGACUUUUUAAUUCCCAAAAGCUACUCUAAUUGCAGUAGGCACAGAAUUCAAGAAAGAUUUUGAGUUGUUGUGUGUUUGAUUUAACUUUUACAUAGCAAUUCAAUGUGUGUUUACAUAUUUCUGUCCUUAGUUUGAAUGUGAUUUUAACUAGUUCAUGUCUUUCACGGUAUUGGUAUUGAAGUGAACGUGUUUUUAUCCAAUUUGAACGUAAAUACAAACACAUUCAGAAAUGGAUUCAAGUAUUGGGCAUCCACAACAACACAAUUCUGGUCUAUUGAGGUACCGUUCUGCUCCAAGCUCAUUUUUAGCAAGCCUUAUUGGCAACAACAACAAUUUUGGCUGUGUGAAUGAGGAAGCUUUCACAAGUGAGGAUCAUCAUCAGGGUUAUCAUCUUCCAUCCUCAAGUUCAGAAAUGGAGACCAUAUUGUCCAAAUUGGUUUCAUCCAACCACAGAUGGAGCAAUUCAGAACCUAUGCAAGAGUUUGGGGACAAGCCUGUGAAGCAGGAAAUUAGGGAGUCGGCUCAAGAGAAUGAUUACUCUUAUGGAGGAUCUCAAUUACUUUACAAUUCAGAGCAAAUUCAAGGGUUUGAAAAUGGUUCUUCCAAUGGGUUUUAUAGCUCUUUGGGUUUAGUGAACUCCAUGGUUUCAGAGAAAUCAACUCAAUCUAAAAUGGGUGUCAGCAAUUGCUCCAAUCUCAUUAGGCAAAAGAGCUCCCCUGCUGGAUUUUUCUCCAAUGCAAAUGGUUUUGCAGCAACUAGUGGGUUGAAUGGUACUGAAAAUUUCUCAUCUAGGCUACCAUCCUCUUGCUUGACAAGGAUGCCACAAAUAGCUGAAAACAGAAAUGAAAGCUUAGAAAUAAAUUGUGACCAAAGUAACCUGGAAAAUUACAAUAGCAGCUCUAAAUCUUAUAUGCCCAGCUUCACCAGUGAAAUCUGGGACAAUUCUGCAUUCCAUUCCCAGAAAACAGAAUGUGAGGAUGAAAUCGUAUUUUCUACUUCAAAUGGUUUAGAAUCUCAGGAAGAAGAUUUUUGCUAUCAAAAUCUUGGUUUGACUCACCAUUUGAGUGUUCUUAGUCCUUCUGCUAAGAUAGCAUCCAUAAAGAAGUUUCUCCAAAUUCAAGGAUCUGUUCCUUGUAAAAUUCGAGCCAAAAGAGGCUUUGCCACUCACCCAAGAAGCAUUGCAGAAAGGGUAAGAAGAACACGGAUUAGUGAAAAAAUCAAGAAACUGGAAGGCCUUUUUCCAAAAUCAGACAAGCAAACAAGCACAGCAGAUAUGUUGGAUUCGGCAGUUGAGUACAUUAAAGACCUGCAAGAACAAGUUAAGACACUCACAGAUUGUAGAGAAAAGUGCAAAUGUACAAGGAAUGAGAAGCAAUACUCUAGAUGUUGUACAUAACUUAUAUCCAUGUAGACAGGAAGGAGGAUUUCUUUUUAAAGGAAAAAAAACUACUUAAUGUGUAGACAAGUUGGCUAUUGUAAUUAUAGAAAACAAUGAUUAUUAAAUGUCUAGUAUGAACUUAGGUAUUGGUGAUCAUUUUAUUUCACUUUUUUAUUUCAAUUUUCCCUGGAUUUUCUUUUCCUUUUUAGCUUGAUUUAAAGAUCAUUAUGUACUAGCACCAAUAUUUGUAGCUCUUCAAUUUAUAUAAUAGAGGUUUUAUUGCAUUACAA
Molecule: messenger RNA, 1895 nt
Organism: Lotus japonicus
Lineage: Eukaryota; Viridiplantae; Streptophyta; Magnoliopsida; Fabales; Fabaceae
Product: transcription factor bHLH130-like
Exons: 6
Coding region: 457-1623 (388 amino acids)
Biological process (GO): regulation of transcription by RNA polymerase II
Cellular component (GO): nucleus
Molecular function (GO): DNA-binding transcription factor activity, RNA polymerase II-specific; RNA polymerase II cis-regulatory region sequence-specific DNA binding; protein dimerization activity
Source: RefSeq, a predicted model, not a curated record